Messenger RNA from Spirometra erinaceieuropaei, 944 nucleotides. Lineage: Eukaryota; Metazoa; Platyhelminthes; Cestoda; Diphyllobothriidea; Diphyllobothriidae. The record is from the annotation of a GenBank genome assembly.
AUGAGCCAGCCGACUCGCCGUAAUCCACCACGUGAACGUAGGUCAGCACUGGAAGAGGCCCUCUACUACUUUAAUGGAGAAGGCAUAUCGUCACCUGUAAGUCUUAUGACUUUACGCAGUUCUGAUUUCUAGGAACUAAACGAGAGCCAUAUUGAGAUGGACGACUCCGAUGACACCCUUCCCUCAAGGGAGCAAAUGCGGGUCGAGGGUAAUAAAAAUUCUUUCUUUUGACCUUUCUCACAGAGUGGCAGGAACCUGUGCCUAAUGACAGAAUGGCAAAUUUGGAAAAGGCCUUGGUCCUACUCCUUCAGCACAGUGCAAGGCUGUCCAAAAAGAUGGACGUGAUCCUUGACAGUAACCGCCGCUUGCACGGCCGUUUGCGGGAGUUAGAGGCAAAGGUGCUUCAAAGGUCACCAGCGCCGGCGGCUGCACCGCUACCCCAAAACCCCAUAAAGCGGCCUAUGCGGACGGCAGCGGACUUCCGCAACCUGAAUGCACUAAUGGAGGACAAUGCAAUAAGAAACGAACUUGUAGGCUGUCCGUUUAUUACCUACACAAAAAAUUAGGUGUCCUUCCUCACCUGUCUAGGCGGUAAUAGCCUGGAUGACUUUGUUAAGCGCAUAUUCUUUGCGCUAUUUGAGGACGAAAUAGCCCUACACGUCAACUUCAAGGGCAGAAAGUUGAAAGAAAGUCUGUCCACUUCUGCAGUUUACAAGGUGGUUCUAGGUAUGUUUGCAAUUAAACUUCCUCUAUCUACAUUCUUAGACGUCUUCGCGAGUUGGAACAAAAAUUCCGCUCUCACUCUAUCCGAUCUUGAGAGUGCCUUUACCAAAAGACUCAAAAGGUCGCUCGAUAAUUGUGUGCAGCGGCAGCAUAGAGAAAGCGCGAACAAGAGCUGGACUGGUGAAUACAUUUCAUUUUUUAAUAUAAUUCCUACCCUCUAG